AAUCGUGUCUACUCUCUACUUGGAAACAGCAGUCCUCUUAAUCCCGUAAUAUUUUGUGCAAUUUCCUGUGUUAAUUGAUUCAAAUUCUUGUUUAAUUCCAUUCUGAAGUUACUGUACUGUCGGACUGACGUUGUAAUAUAAAAUUGUGACACGGAUCGUUGAGAAAACAGUGUUAAUUUUAAUCGGUAAAUCUGAGAGCUGCGCUGCGCCAACACCAGUUCAAUCAUUGAAGCCAGGAAAAGCUUCCGAGAUUUCUGUGAGUUCAGAAGCAACAAGUGGUAUUUUAGCCGUUUUCAUUAAAAGUUUGUAUUGAUUACGUGAAAUACUGUCAAAAUUUUCCAAUAAAUUCCCGAAGACUGCACGGAAACUUGUAGUUCUCCGUUCAGGCAAGGAUUGCGCGAAAAAAGUGCGAUUAUUUUGAAAAGUGCUACUGGUGUUUGACACUUACACAGUCACCCACACCGUGCAAGAACAAGUUAUUUUUUCCUCGCUUAUUCCCUCUUCGGUUGUGUGCUGUGGAACGCAAGACUCAUACCAAUAUCGGAGACACGCAGAUUCAGGCAGAAGGCUGUGAAGCUUGCGAUCACCCGUGGAUCGCUUUUGGAAUUGGAUUUUGAUCGGCUCUUCUUCGCGUCUGCUGCCGCCUAUUUGGAGCUGCCUGCCGCCAGCGUUGAAUUGAAUCAUUUUUUUUCGCUUUUGCUGUUCUACUGCCUUGCUUGUUGGAUGAAAUUUAUUUUGACGAUUCACAAAAUGCAUCUACAUGGACUGGCAACCUCUCCGAAUCACCGAACACGCCAAACCGCUAUUCGUGACUAACUACAACCAAUUUCAUGAAGGAGUCAACGGUGAACAAAGAUUAUUUUCGAAACACCACAACACACUGUAACCGAUGGUUUUGCAAAACGAAAAGGAACCCAAAAAACCGCUGGGUUCCUCGCUGACUGGUGCACCAGUAGCGGUAGUCGGCAACGGAAACGGCAGUGUGACCGUGCCGGGAAGUGGAACUUCCUCGUCUACUAACGUUAUUGGUAACGCCGGAAAUGGAAGCAGUACGCUAUCUUCUUCGGGAAACGAGCAGCCGAUGUCAAAGCGGCAGCGAAUUGAGAACGAUUCCGACGUUGUGGACAGUUCGAGUGGUAAUUCGUCCAAUGCCUCGUCGCUUAUUGCGUCAGCCAGUUCUAGCUCGACAUCCCUGUCGUCAUCCCCACCGACAUCGUCCUCGUCUAAUGCUUCUGCAGCCGCAGUGGUUCCUGUCGCAACUCCGUCACCAGCGGUGACAGGUAUGCCAGAAAACGCAGAUGCUCGAUCAGAAACGGAAGAAGACGAUCUGCUCCUGCGACAGGUGUCAGACUAUCAAGCGCUGUUUCAAGAAGCUAUAUCACGACAAUGCCUAUGUCGGCUGGAAACCGAGGUGCUAUUAAUGUCCUUUCAGUCGUAUUAUAUAUGCAGUGAGGCAUCCCCGUUAAACAAGGGUGGACGAAGGGUAGGGAAAAUACGGCAACUGCUACCAAUGAUUGAGUGGCCAUUCGAAUAUCUUCUCAAGUUCCUGUCUAACGUGCAGCUGCUUUUUGAUACGUACUUGAAGCAGAACAUCAAAGGUAACAUAUGUUCUGGGAUAAUGGACAUGUGUAACUAUCUAAUACGAAGCGAAAACCAGCAACACGCGGAUGCGGAUUUCGUCUCAGUUAACGUGGAUGAGAUUAUUGGUUUGUGUAACUACAACAACAAGUUCAUAAACUACCUUUCCGGGAGGAUAUUAUCCUCAUUCCUGAUUAUAAUUAAGGAUAACUGGGACGACAGGUGGCUGGAGAAGAUCGUAGCAAAUUUGUUCGGUUUUCAUCAAGCGGAUUUUAUGGCAGUGAAGAAAAUCAACUUUAGUUUGGAUAUUAUCAAACAAAUCGUAGAAUGGAAAGAUGAAACGGAACAUCCACUCGAGGAGGAUAUUCAAACCGGACAAGCACCGGUUGCCGGUUCUUCUGGGUCUGGAGGGUUUCAUGUUCCCCCACUAGAAAAUAACUACUUCGCCACACAUUACGGUUCUCAGCAGUAUGAAGGUGAACCGUUAACGAAUAGCAUUUUUAGUCCAUCGUCGGGCUCAACUCCAUUGGUAAACCCGGGCACGUUUCCCUUGUCUAGCCAUAGUGUAAUAAGUCAGCAUCAACAACCCCUCCAGCAACAUCUUAGCGGAAGCAUAUCUUCAAGUUCCUCCCAACAAGUAUGCCAUAUCAUAACCUUGACGGAUUCGGAAAGCUUCGAUACGACAAGAAUCAAAUGCGAAACUAUUUGUGUCCUUGGUCGAAAGUGGUCAGCACUUGUGAAAAUUAUCAGCAAGCUUAUCCCAGAGGUGUCGCGCCCAAACAACCCACAGAGUAUAUCAACGGAAACCUGUAUCCUAACCUUCUUAGGGCUCUGGGAAAGCAUUAUCAGUGUUAAAGCAAAUCUCUCGGUAGUGGAAACAAAACCGUUCUGUUCGAAACUAGACGACUUCCACGCUCUGCUUCUGUCGACUGAGAACGCAGUGAUCUACAAGCAGAUGCUAACUUUGUUUAAUGAAGCACUCUGCUAUGGAAGUACGUUAGCGCUGCAGGAUUUUAUUCCCGAAGAAGUGGGUAGUUUAGCUCACAGUGUUGUCAGGUCCGUCAAGGACCACCGCAUAUUAGAUAAGAUGCCUAAAUCUAUUUACAAAAGUGGAAUAGGUUUUUUAGGUCACAAGGGAGAAGUCGUUCAGUAUCACGACAGCCGUCUAUCACAUGUUAUGGAAGCAAAUGGAAGGUGCAGUAUUGCUGGGAGCAGUAGUGGUGGCAGCAGUUCUCAAAGUGCGGCUGUUGCUUCCACGUCUUCCGGGUCUCAUUAUGACCGAACUCUUAUGCAAAAAAUGGCACUCUUAGUCUUGAAAGCUGUGGCAGUCAUCGUGAAGGAAAUUCGAUGUGACUCCAGUGACAGCAGUGUGGACAGUAGUGACAUUGAUAUGCAAGAAAUACAAAUGAUUGAGCGGAGCAUCCGAGAUGUAGUUCGAAAACUGGAGACUUACCUUAAGCAUCAGCUCGAGUUUCACCCAGAUAGCCACUUCAGUCAGGUAUUAAUACAUCUGUUUGAUGACCAAGACGACUAUCUGGUGGAGGCGAUGGUGUGUACGCUGGACGUCACAUCCGGUAUAUCUUUCCGUAAUAACGCCUUCCCGGAGCUGAUCGCAAUUCUGAAUCCAGUGUACACGUUUAUCGAAUUCUCCAACUUGGGACCAAACAUCACACACCUGUUUCUGGAUUUAUUGAUCAGUACGGAGACCUGUUUUCUGUUGUUCCUACUUCGGUUUCUGAAGUACAUUCGACAAAACUGGGCAAUGUUUACGGAGAGUUGUCUGAGUUACUACAGACACAACAGCUACAGCAACGCCCGGGCGGUUAUGUACAAUAGUAGCAGCGCGGCAUUGCAGACCAAUCAACAGAAUCAGAACGUGGUGCUGGAUAAUGUUAUGACGGUGCUAAUAAGUUUACGGUUGCAAAUCAGUCGUCUCGUCGCGGACACCAUUUUUCCUUACAAUAUCGGCCCGAUCCUGCGAUUAAUUGAGAACUGCGAGAGUUUGUACGAGGGUAACGAAUUAAGUUGAGGUGAGUUUUGUUCUUCGGGGUAUGGGAAGGAACUAUGUUUGUGAUGCAGGACGGUUCUGCAAAACGGGUAGCUCCAUUAUGACCAAAUUAUAAGUUUUUAUUUGCUCAAGGAAUCCCAGUGAAUGCGAGAAUGUUAUAUUUUGAGAAGAAACUUAUCUAAUGUAAAGUUCAAGUAGCCUCGUAUUCCGUAUGUAAUAGUUUUAUGCAUAUCUUUGUACUCGGAGUUGCUGAGUACAGUAGCGUACAAAAAAACGUACAAACGUGUAAAACCUCUACAUUAACACAAAGAAAUUAUUUCAAUUCAAAAAUUGUAAAACAUCUCGGCUUUAUGUUCCAUACCUUUUGAUAUAUUUUAUUCGACAAAUUUCAAAAACAUCUUAAAUCUUGAAGGACCUUCUGAACUCGGGACGUUGGUGCUUAGUCAUCUGCUGAUGAUUUCGCAAACACAGAAAUUGUAAAAAAACGUACGGAAAAGUGUUCUCUAGCCACAAUACUGAUUAUCCUGAAAAUUGCACGUUGAAGUUUGCGUGCAGUGCAGUCAAAGACCGCAAGCUUAGACACAUAUCACAUAAAAGUGCUACUGUUACUAGCAUCACAAACAUAGUUCUUAUACCUAACAAUAAUUUUGAAUCUACAGAAAAAAAUAUUCGGUUAAACAAUAACAAAAUGUUCAGGUAUGCUUCAAUGAUAUUAAAAUGUUUUUGAGCGAACGUAUUUAUGGUUAAUUUUAUGCUUUCGGAAGAAAUAAAAUGUUAGAAUUAUUUGAGAUCAAAAUUACACAUAAAAUUAGUGUUUCUUGAACCAGAAAAAAAACUUUAAAUCGUUUAGACAAUACUGCCGGCCACGAAACAGUGCCUUCGUACAGAUCCUCUCCACAUAGUUGGAUGGAUCCAAUUUCCAAGUACUUCCGUAAUCGCAAUCCUGUAAUAUUUCGUUCUGCAGACUGAUCGUUAAAAUAGAAAAGUUCUCUCUCACACGAAUCAUUGUGUUAGUUAAUAAUAUUCUCCCCUCAAGUGGGUUAUUUUGUUUAGUCGUUUAGUAUAUUUGUACAUAAUAGCGAUAGAGUAACUCAGCAGUAAUAGAUAACACUACGCCGAAAGACGGUUCGCCCAAUGAAAUAAGACCGCAACAAAUAACCCUCAUCUACUAACUUCGACAAAUUUACCAUUCGAUGAAUGGUGCUUAGUAAAAAUGGUUGAUGGGUUAUCACAAAAUUAAGAUGCGAUUGCAGUGCUUGCAGAGUAAGUAGAGCCUUGGUUCUACCAUUCGGUCUAUUCCUGUAUGUAUUUUUUGUAUAAAUUGUAAUUUAGUUCCAACUAAAAUUCGUUAGUAAGGAAAGGAGAAUUUUUUAAUUUAUGGUGACCACCUAAAGAUAAUUUAUAUUGCUAGAAAACAUAUAUGUGUGUGUGAAAUAUUUAGUUAGGUUUUAUUAUGCAAAUAAUAAUUUAUAUAAAAAUCAGAUCGUUCGAUGUGUACAAUUGACUCACAAUAAACUAUUUAAAAUUAAACUUGCCUCAACAAACGUCGUUAGAGAAGGAAUAGAACUAAGAGAAACUUACCUUGGCAUUACCAUUUUGACAUAAGCGUUGCGCUUCUGUAAUCUGCGUCGAAAUAAACAGAUUAACCAUUGAAUUAUGUUAAAAAUAUUGGAAAUCAAGAAAUAUUAGAAUCAAGUAGAUUGGUCUUUGCAUCUUAAAACUAUUUUUGACUGCCACCAAGAACUCAAAAAGUCAUCAAAACUUUAUGUAUCAGGCUUUAGUCUUUUGGUCGAUGCCAAUUUUCGAGAAAAUCAAUCGUCAACAAUCAAUAUAAACUUAGUUUAGAAACACUCUCCACUCUCAGGAUUUAUCCAUCGGUACGCCGGAAUCAGGAAACGUUGAUU
Messenger RNA from Wyeomyia smithii (pitcher-plant mosquito), 5490 nucleotides. It is a transcript of the gene lin, whose product is annotated as protein lines. The transcript has 2 exons. The coding region runs from base 890 to 3607 and encodes 905 amino acids. The record is from RefSeq and is a predicted model, not a curated record. NCBI's taxonomy places the organism in Eukaryota, Metazoa, Arthropoda, Insecta, Diptera, Culicidae.